Alternaria infectoria is the source of this 432-nucleotide messenger RNA. RefSeq lists its product as uncharacterized. The record is from RefSeq and is a predicted model, not a curated record. The coding region runs from base 1 to 432 and encodes 143 amino acids. Lineage: Eukaryota; Fungi; Ascomycota; Dothideomycetes; Pleosporales; Pleosporaceae. The transcript is spliced from 3 exons.
AUGUAUGACUGGUACACCAAGACUCUCGCUCUCGCUCCAUCGGAUAUCGUUUACAAAGACGAUAAGCCCAUCACAUGCUUCUUCCAUAUCGAUCGUGGUUUGGAGUACACAGAUCACCAUGCCUUCUUCUUUAAGCGGGUCAAACCGGACUACGAACCUACUGUUGCGCAUUCUGCGUUUGAGACCCAUGACUUCGACGUCGAGCAUUUGGGCCAUGACUAUCUUGAGUCGAAAGGAUACGAGAGUUGUUGGGGUGUGGGAAGACAUGUCCCCGGAAGUCAAGUCUUUGACUACUGGUUUGAUACCAGCGAGUUCAUAUUGGAGCACUAUGCGGAUGGCGAUUUGGUCAAUGCUGAGACGGAGGUAUCGCACGUUCCUGCUGGGCCACAGGCGCUCAAGAUCUGGGGGCCACCUAUUCCGGGCGUGUUUUAG